Molecule: messenger RNA, 372 nt
Organism: Symbiodinium necroappetens
Lineage: Eukaryota; Dinophyceae; Suessiales; Symbiodiniaceae
Source: the annotation of a GenBank genome assembly
AUGUUCUUCCAAGACGGUCUAACCGGCUCUGCAUGGGGUGAUUGGGCACUCUACACGGCUUCGCCGCUGCGCGCCGAGGCAGAAGAGGAGGCCCCCAAGCCACCGCCUUUCGAUCCUGCCAAGCAGGUCGGAGCUAUGGCGCCGCUUGGUUUCUUCGACCCCGCAGGCUUCAGCAAGGUGGGAGACAAGGAUGGCUUUCAGAGUCUUCGUGCUGCUGAAAUCAAGCACGGCAGAGUUGCGAUGAUGGCUGCAUUGGGAGCCGUCUUGCUGACCUCAUUGGCUUCGGCUGUUUGUUUCCUUGAGCCGGGGCGCUUGAAGGUCUUGUGUUCGGAUGUCCGACUUUCGUGGCUUACCAGGAAGACAGCUGCAUGA